Molecule: messenger RNA, 1062 nt
Organism: Neltuma alba
Lineage: Eukaryota; Viridiplantae; Streptophyta; Magnoliopsida; Fabales; Fabaceae
Product: chaperone protein dnaJ 1, mitochondrial
Exons: 13
Coding region: 209-1048 (279 amino acids)
Biological process (GO): protein refolding
Cellular component (GO): cytoplasm
Molecular function (GO): heat shock protein binding
Source: RefSeq, a predicted model, not a curated record
CAAAUGGGAUAGAAAGUUUGGACCGUCCAUACAUGUGGGUCCCAUAAUUCUCACGGUCCAGAUUCACGGUGCGCCAAAAGAUUGAGCUAAAGCCCCUAAAACCCAAGAAGCAAAUCGGAGCAUUCCGAUCAUCGUUCAAUCGGCAUCAUCUCUUUACGGGGCUUCAUUUUUUUCAACUUUAAAGCUAUAUCUACAAUCGGCUGAGUGAAUGCGACGGUUUAGUUGGUUAACGCCGUAUCGGCGUCGACUGCUUGCAUCUAUGGCUUUGGAACCGCCCGUUGAUCAAGGAAAGUCCAUGAGUACAUUAUUGUCCUCUGGCCAAUCGUUGUCUAUCAGACGAGCUUUGAUGAGCUGCAAUUUUGCCAAAAUAAACGACCAGUCUGCAACUUCAAGAAUACCUUUAAAUUAUCGUUAUAUUCAUGCCACAGCAUUUCUUUCUUCAAUUGAGCGAGACUACUAUCAAAUUCUUGGUGUUCCUGAAAAUGCCAGUCAGGACGAUAUCAAGAAGGCAUUUCACAGACUUGCUAAGAAGUACCAUCCUGAUGCAAAUAAGAAUAAUCCAUCUGCUAAGAGGAAAUUUCAAGAUAUAAGAGAAGCUUAUGAGACCCUGAGAGAUUCUAAAAAGAGGACACAGUUUGACAAGAUGCGAACUUCAGAUUCUGAGAAUAUAGAAUAUGAACGGGAUGCUGAAGAACGGUUUAGAAAUGCUUAUAGGGCUCACUUUUCAGAUUCAUUUCAUAAAAUCUUCUCUGAGAUAUUUGAAGAAGCGACCACUCAUUCUGCAUCAAAUAUUGAGGUUGAGAUAUCACUUUCUUUCUCAGAAGCUGUUAAGGGGUGCACCAAACAUGUGUCUUUUGAUGCAGUUGUUCCCUGUGAUUUUUGUGAUGGGCGAGGCUAUUCGCACAAUGCAAAGGCAAUUGUUUGUCCAACAUGCAGGGGCGUAGGCAGAGUUACAAUCCCUCCAUUUACAUCAACAUGCAUCACUUGUAGAGGAUCAGGGCGAGUAAUCAAGGACCACUGUAAAUCUUGUGGAGGAUCUGGGGUGUAGAAGGCAUUAAAGAG